UGUCAGCGAGCUCAUCAAGGUUGUUUCACGUGCAGCGGAUGCCUCGGACUGGGAUCAAACUCGCUCGCCCCCCGACCGCCGACUAGUCCCUUACCUCUCCCCGUGAGGCUGCGCGCUCAUACGCUCCUGUACGGGGUCUCCCAUCACCCAUCACUGUCACCUGUCUCGUUUAUGAGCAGGGCCUUCCGAGCCUCCAUAUCUACGUGGCAUCUCAUUUUAUUUCAGCGCCUCAGACAAGAACUUGGCUGGAGAGUCUGCAGGUCCGACAAGGGAUGGUUGACGGCUUAUGCAACGCCACGCCAAAAUAUCGGAAGGAUGCCAGAGGGCCUGGAGCUCACGGUGUCUCAAAUCGAUGAUGACCGGCCUCCCAAUAUCGUGUCUGGUUGUUUGAUCGAGUGAAGUUGAUGUACUUCGGUCAGAGAGAGA
Molecule: messenger RNA, 426 nt
Organism: Mycena citricolor
Lineage: Eukaryota; Fungi; Basidiomycota; Agaricomycetes; Agaricales; Mycenaceae
Source: the annotation of a GenBank genome assembly